Molecule: messenger RNA, 2571 nt
Organism: Lolium perenne
Lineage: Eukaryota; Viridiplantae; Streptophyta; Magnoliopsida; Poales; Poaceae
Product: pectate lyase-like
Molecular function (GO): pectate lyase activity
Source: RefSeq, a predicted model, not a curated record
AUCGACGUAUAAAUAGCCACGGGCACGCAAGGCCGGACCUCUAUUUCUUCACCUGCCUCCCCUCCCACCUGGGCAUGGCGACCUUCUCCAUGGAGGUGUUCGACAACGAGGUCGUCCCGUCCACGCUCAGCAGCAUCGCGCCCAUCCUGCGCGUCGCCGCCGAGAUCGAGCCCAAGCGCCCCCGAGAAGGGGCGUCGACUUCUGGUGCUGUUGCGCUAGCAUUGUUGGUUUGGUGGAUGAAGGGAGUCAACUGAAGUGUCUUUACCUUUAGAACCUAUGAUCAUUUCUUGCCUUCCCGAUCUGCCAAAGGAAGAAAAGAUCAAAGUUGACAUCUUCUGAUUUUGUCAUCUUGGAUAGCAUACAGUGUAGAACUUUUGUAGCCGAGGGAUCAUAUCAUCCACACCAUCACUUCUGAAUCCUAGGUGAGACCUGAACUGAGCAGCUAUGGUGUAAGGACAGAGGAAGAAGGUGUGUUUAUGAGCAAUGCUACACAUACGGAACACUUCUACGGAAUAAUCUUACGGACUCACGCAGAGGCAGUGCAAAUCCAAACUCAGCCCCGGGUUUUCAGCAUUGCAUCAAAUUUCAACCAACCAACACAGCCCACGUUAGCCUGUAAGAUUUCUGUAACCCGAAUCAGUCCGUACGUCUAGGAUUAUUGUGUGUUUAUCGUCUCCAGCGUGCCGGGGCUACAUGAGCAUGGACUCAUUUUGGAGUAGACUAUGCUGCAUUAGUCAAAGCGAUGGUACAAGUUACAUAAAGGGUCACAAUAAAAAAAAGAAAUUACAAACAAGUCCCUAGAUUUUGCACAAGAACCUCUAAGGAACUUACUUUGCAUGAACUAUUGUGAUAACUCUGGCAUUGGAAUCUCUCCCCUCCAUUUCGGUUUCCAUUUUGGCAGUAAUUUAAGAUUUCGGUCUGUCUUCCGUAUGCCAGAUUCAAGGAAAUCCAUAUAUACCUGAUUUGUGGCGCUUAAAAUCAGCAUUAUUGACAAAAAUCAAGCAGGAAAAUCAGGUAGUUCCUAAAGUGGUGAUUUCGAUGAUAUGUUGCCAUAUACUGCUGCGCCUGUUCUAUGUAAUAUACGACCUUCGGCUUCCAGAGUUGAUCGAUCUCUACAGAACCUACCUACUCGAUCUGCAGGGCCUGCAUCGGCAGCGGCUUCCAAUAAAUCACUACCACGAACAAUGGCCAUUCUCCUCUUCUUAUUCUUCACAUCCAAUUUACCCGUUUCCUACACUUCGCCGCUGCCGAUCAGUGAGAACUCCACCAGCAACAACAUAUCAUCGCACCGACGAACUCCAACUGGGAGCUGCGGCACCGGCAACCCGGUGGACGACUGCUGGCGUUGCGACCCCAGCUGGGCAACCAACCGGCAGCGCCUCGCCGACUGCGCCAUCGGGUUCGGCCGCAACGCCCUCGGCGGCAAGAACGGCAGGAUAUACGUGGUGACGGACCCCGGCGACGACGACCCGGCGAGGCCAGCUCCCGGCACGCUCCGGUACGGCCUCGCCCAGCACGAGCCCCUCUGGAUCGUCUUCGACCGCGACAUGACGAUCCGGCCCAGGCAGGAGCUCCUGGUGAGCUCGUACAAGACCGUGGACGGCCGCGGCGCCCGCGUCGUGGUCGGCGACGGCGGCGCGUGCUUCACGCUGAGGAACGUGAGCAACGUCAUCAUCCACGGCGUCACCAUACGCCAGUGCAGGCCCGCGCGCAAGUCUGCGAGGGGCUGGGAGCUGUCGGACGGCGACGGUGUCACCGUCUUCCGCUCCCGGGACGUGUGGGUCGACCGCUGCUCGCUGGAGGACUGCGCCGACGGCCUCCUCGACGUGAUCGAGGCAUCCACCGCCGUCACCGUCUCCAACUGCCUCAUGACCAACCACGACAAGGCCAUGCUCCUCGGCCACAACGACGCCUUCUCCGACGACAGGGGCAUGCGGGUCACCGUUGCGUUCAACCGCUUCGGGCCAGGUCUCGUGCAGAGAAUGCCAAGGUGCCGGUUCGGCGUGUUCCACGUCGUCAACAAUGACUACGUGAGCUGGGAGAAAUACGCCAUCGGAGGCAGCGCAUCGCCGACCAUCCUUAGCCAGGGCAACAGGUUCUGCGCCGGCAAGGAGAAAGAGGUGACGAAGCGCGACGGCGAUCCACCCAACAGCGAGUGGCGGAACUGGAGCUGGACAUCGGACGGCGAUCUCAUGCUCAACGGCGCCUUCUUCAGGGCGUCGGGCAGACCGGGACCUGCGGUUAAGGCCCCUAGUUUUGUCAAGUCUGCCUCUUUUGUGGCGCCCAUGACUGCCUCCGCCGGGGCGCUCUCAUGCAACAAGGGUUGUCUGUGCUGAAAGCCACAAUCCUCAGCUCCCCGUAGAUAGGCACGCACAGUAAAGCAGGAAGCAACCAUAUCAGAUUCCAUCCUCUGCGGCUCUAUCUGACUCCCUUCAGCUGUUUUGUUUCCCACAAGCUCACGAUAGUCCUUUUAUUCAAUUGAGCAUUGAGUAAUAAGAAUCUUGUAUAUGCCUGGUAGUGUUAUUUUUAGCAAUUGGCCGUGGCUCGUUGAUCGCAAGUUCAGAAUCUUCA